AUGUUCUUCGCUCCGGCGCGGUUGGAUGAUGGAACUCUGGUAGAAUGUGGGUUACUUUUCUUCCUGACAAUUUGUAUAAUGUGCUUUCUUGUUUUUUUGAGCUUCAUGUCCUUUCUGGCCUAUUCAAUGUAUUCCCGACGGCUUGAAGACCUCGCUUCCUUGCGCUUGCAAGCUUUGACCGUCCCAGCAAAACGCAAAAACACCAAGCAACAAAGUCGGGGCCGGCUUAGGCAUGAAGUGUGCCGCCACAGUGUCUCGCUGUCGGAUAGGAUGGUGAAGGCCUUUGGAACGCUCUGGUCUGGCCCCAAUAAAACAUCCAGUCUGAUCGCAGAUGAUGCUGAGCAAUCGAUGCCUUCUCUGCCCUCCCCAUGUUCUUUUCAGAGCAUACUGGAAGAUAGGGAGAGACUUGCUAUGCUUUUGGAGGAAGCUGCAGGAGAGAGCAACCGGAAGACGGAAGAAGUUGCUCGUGUUUCGAAGGAACUUAACAAGACCACUGGACAGCUUGAGCGCCUCCGUGUGUGUCUGGAAGCAUCCCAAGGCAUCGAGGCCGAAAAUCAAUGUAUUCUCUCCGAGAAUCAUGUGCUGAAGACUGAGAUCGCCGCAACUCAGAAAGAGCUCAAAAACCUUCGUGAGAUUGUGGAUGAGUUGCGCCAUGAUUGCCUGUGCCCAAUCCACCAAACACCCAUGCAAAGCCCCGUUGUGGCCGCAGAUGGCCAUUCCUAUGAUCGCAAAGCGAUUGAACGAUGGGUUUCCCAGCAUGGGACGUCACCUAUGACCAACAUGGCGCUUCCAAGCACUUCAUUUGUGCCGAACAUUUUGGCGAGCAAAUUUGUGGGGUGCUUGGAGCGAGCUGAUCCUUCCUGGCGAUCACCCAUUGAGUAUACCGAGAGUGAUGAGGAAAGCUCUGAGCACACUCCCCGUGUGUGGAUUUCUGACUCUGAGGAUAGCCCUCAUGAAACUGGGACUCCACGGGACGUGUACAACGAGGACUCCGCCGCUGAAGUCCUUCGAGCUUUGUUAACAAACAAUGACGAGACAGCUCCAGUAGAGGCUUUGUGGAACGUCAGCAACGCGGGCAGUGAUGACGGGAUGCAGUGA
Molecule: messenger RNA, 1098 nt
Organism: Durusdinium trenchii
Lineage: Eukaryota; Dinophyceae; Suessiales; Symbiodiniaceae
Source: the annotation of a GenBank genome assembly